AAGCGGGUCAGCCAGACUAGAAUGCUAGGGGGAAUUCUAUCCCGCCCGUCCCCGCGUGUCUAGGCUCGUGAAGCAGGGAAGUUCCACUACCAGGAUCCAGAAUUUUGGUGGUCCACGGCUCCUAAGCGGGGCCCAGGCAGCACUAAGCAAGCACAUUACUAGAGAAUAAAUCCAUUAAUACAGUGGGAUUUACUUCCGAUUACGUUCCGGCAUAGGACGAGGCGAUCCAUCUGGUUUUAAUUCAUUUCAGUCCUAUGAGAGUUAGGAGCUCUUACAGGAUUUGUCCCCACUUCAGUACUGGCCUGGAGUCCACAAGAGUCCGCAUGAAUCCCUAUUUUCACGCGGUUAGGAAAGCCAAGCUCAUUAAUGAAUCUAGCUGAUAGUUAUUCCAAGAAAAAUCCCAACGCUGGAAGGCUGGGGACAAAGAACCGUAGCUCAACGGACUGGGCGAAUCCAGUGCAUUGUGGGAAUAGUAGUUUUCUUUACUCUGCUUUCAAUCUCGCCUAGGGGAAAAUGGGGAGCGAAAGAACUACAAGUAUUUCCUCCCACUUGCUUUAAAACAACAAAAACAAAACCUUGCAACGAGCACACAGACUGGUGGGACGUUUCCGCUCCUUGGCCUCGAAAUCUCGAAUCUCGUUUGCCUUGUCGGAGAGGAAUAGGAGGAGUUUUGAAGCUGCUCAUGUAGCAUUUGCACGUUGCUAGCCUGCCCUGUGAGCUCAGAGAAGAUCGGUGCUGGAAGUUUAUGUUUACUGCAGGGCUUGAUAAUUCACCUUGGUGCCUGGAAAUUUAAGUGUGGUUCUUCAGCCAGCUGAUGGACAGACAUGACCAGGAGGAGAAGUGAGCAAGCAAGGCGGAAGUGGGAUGUUCCCUCCUCCAUCUGACCACAUUGGUUCACUGUCUGCCUGAGCUAGAUGGACACAACCAGGAGAAGUGCACAAGCAAGAAUCUGUUUGGGGCAAAAAGAGGAGCAGAACAGGGAGUCCUAGCUGACUGACAGCAAGACAGAUCUUCCCAGAAACAUGGCAUCAGAUCCCUCUGUCACCUUCACUAACCUCUCCUCUCCUGCUGUUUGCAACUGGAAUCCAGAAGAUGCUUCUUUCCCAGAAGAAUUUGCAUGGGGUGCAGCAACAGCAGCAUACCAGAUUGAAGGAGGCUGGGAUGCAGAUGGAAAAGGCCCCAGCAUUUGGGACACGUUCACCCAUCAGGGAGGAGAUCGGGUUUUCAAGAACCAGACUGGUGAUGUAGCUUGUGGCAGCUAUACUCUGUGGGAGGAAGAUUUGAAAUGUAUCAAACAGCUUGGAUUGACUCAUUAUCGCUUCUCUCUUUCCUGGUCACGUCUGUUACCUGAUGGGACGACAGGUUUCAUCAACCAGAAAGGAGUUGAUUAUUACAACAAAGUAAUUGACAGCCUGCUAGCAAAUGGUGUGACACCUAUGGUUACAUUGCAUCACUUUGACUUACCUCAAAAUUUAGAAGACCAAGGUGGUUGGAGAUCGGAGACCAUAGUGAAAGCGUUUGACAGUUAUGCCCAGUUUUGUUUCAGGACAUUUGGGAGUAAAGUGAAACUAUGGAUCACCAUUAAUGAGCCGUAUGUUGCUGCUGAGCUUGGCUAUGAAAAAGGUCUUAUGGCCCCAGGUGUUACAGAACCUGGUACAGGAGCAUACCUGGCAGCUCACAACAUGAUCAAAGCUCAUGCUGCAGCCUGGCACAGUUAUGAUAAAAUAUUUCGGAAAACACAGGGAGGACUUGUGUCCAUAGCACUAAAUUCAGACUGGGCAGAACCCUUCAAUCCAAAUUCCCUUGCUGAUCAGGAAGCUGCUAAGAGGCAUAUGGCAUUUUGCCUGGAUUGGUUUGCUACCCCAAUCUUUCUUGAUGGCGACUAUCCAGCCAUCAUGAAAUCCAAGAUCUCUGCUGUGAGUAAACGGCAAGGCUGUCCAUCGUCAAGGCUUCCGGAAUUUACUGAAAAAGAGAAGAUGAUGAUCAAGGGCACUGCUGAUUUCUUUUCUCUAAAUUAUUAUACUACCCGCAAAAUUAGGCAUCAAGAACAUAUGCACAAUCAGCCAAGUGUGUCUGCAGACAAAGAAGCAGAGCAAGUAACUGAUCCGUCCUGGCCUGUUGCAACUGGCAGUUCUUGGCUGGCUGUUGUUCCAUGGGGUUUACGCCUUCUAUUGAAAUACAUCAAGGAUACAUAUAAUCACCCUAUAAUUUACAUCACUGAGAAUGGGUUUUCCCAGAGUGACCCUGCUCCACUUGAUGACACUCAGCGUUGGGAGUAUUUCAGACUGACUUUACAGGAGAUUUUAAAAGCAAUUUACAUUGAUCGUGUCAUGCUGAAAGGUUACUUUAUAUGGUCCCUUCUGGACAACUUUGAAUGGACUUGUGGAUACAGCUCUCGAUUUGGUCUCUUCCAUGUAGACUUUGAAAGUUCAGCUCUACCCCGCAUUCCUUACAAAUCAGCGAUUGAAUAUGCCAGAGUUAUUUCUAACAAUGGACUGAUGAAAUCAUGUGGAUAAUUCUGACAAACACUGUUGGGAACAUCGGUAGGCUACUUAUGACUCCAUGUGAUGAAAUCUUUUAAAGUGUUUUUUAACUUUAAUUUUGAUUUUCAAUAAAUAUUUGUCAAAAAUAGAAACUAGAAGUAGAAAUCAGAACAAAUUCAUAAAAACCAAAUCCAACCUACACAUAUGUAAGGGUGUUUAACAACCCACUAGAUUCAUGUUUUCUGUAAAAUUUAAAAUAAUGAGCAAAUAACAUA
Hemicordylus capensis (graceful crag lizard) is the source of this 2758-nucleotide messenger RNA. Its product is annotated as cytosolic beta-glucosidase-like. Lineage: Eukaryota; Metazoa; Chordata; Lepidosauria; Squamata; Cordylidae. The coding region runs from base 1023 to 2516 and encodes 497 amino acids. The transcript is spliced from 7 exons. Gene Ontology annotation, biological process: carbohydrate metabolic process. The record is from RefSeq and is a predicted model, not a curated record. Gene Ontology annotation, molecular function: hydrolase activity, hydrolyzing O-glycosyl compounds.